GUGUGUGUGGAAGGACCUUCGCUAAACACUUAGAAACCGCCACGUGUCCCUCCAUCUACGUUCUCUCGUCUAUAUAUCAUCGCUCUCUCAUCGAUUCAAGAUCACACCACACACCAAACCACCAAACACAGAGCUUCAGAGAAAAAACACAAAAAACAAAAAAUGUUCAUUGAGAGUUUCAAAGUUGAGAGCCCGAACGUGAAGUACACAGAGAAUGAGAUCCAUUCAGUGUACGAUUACGAAACCACAGAGGUCGUUCAUGAGAACCGUAACGGUACAUACCAAUGGGUCGUCAAACCAAAGACUGUCAAAUACGAUUUCAAAACAGACACUCGUGUCCCCAAAUUAGGGGUUAUGCUUGUUGGUUGGGGUGGAAACAAUGGAUCAACCUUAACCGCUGGUGUCAUUGCUAACAAAGAAGGAAUCUCGUGGGCGACUAAAGACAAAGUGCAACAAGCCAAUUACUUUGGUUCACUCACUCAAGCUUCUUCUAUUCGUGUUGGAUCUUACAAUGGUGAAGAGAUCUAUGCUCCUUUCAAGAGUCUCCUUCCAAUGGUGAAUCCAGAUGAUGUUGUGUUUGGUGGUUGGGACAUUAGUGACAUGAACUUAGCAGAUGCUAUGGCUAGAGCCAGAGUUCUUGACAUUGACCUGCAGAAACAACUUAGACCUUACAUGGAGAACAUGAUCCCACUCCCUGGAAUCUAUGACCCUGAUUUCAUCGCUGCGAAUCAAGGGUCACGUGCCAACAGUGUGAUCAAAGGUACCAAGAAGGAACAAAUUGAUCACAUCAUCAAGGACAUGAGGGAGUUUAAGGAGAAGAACAAAGUUGAUAAGUUGGUUGUGUUAUGGACAGCCAACACAGAGCGUUAUAGCAAUGUGAUUGAAGGGCUUAAUGAUACAACGGAGAAUCUAAUGGCUUCUGUUGAAAGGAAUGAGUCUGAGAUCUCGCCUUCUACGUUGUAUGCCAUUGCUUGUGUUCUUGAAGGCAUCCCUUUCAUCAACGGGAGUCCUCAGAAUACUUUUGUCCCUGGUCUUAUCGAAUUGGCUAUAUCGAGGAAUUGUUUGAUCGGUGGAGAUGAUUUCAAGAGUGGUCAGACUAAGAUGAAAUCUGUUUUGGUCGAUUUCCUUGUUGGAGCUGGCAUCAAGCCUACUUCAAUUGUGAGCUAUAAUCAUUUGGGAAACAACGAUGGCAUGAACCUCUCAGCACCACAGACUUUCCGUUCUAAGGAGAUUUCCAAGAGCAAUGUCGUGGACGACAUGGUGGCUAGUAAUGGCAUUCUCUUUGAGCCCGGUGAACACCCUGACCAUGUCGUUGUCAUCAAGUAUGUACCAUAUGUUGCGGAUAGUAAAAGAGCAAUGGACGAGUACACCUCCGAGAUAUUUAUGGGAGGGAAGAACACAAUUGUGAUGCAUAACACUUGUGAGGACUCUCUCUUGGCUGCUCCAAUUAUCCUGGAUCUUGUUCUUCUCGCUGAACUCAGCACCAGGAUCCAAUUCAAAGCUGAAGGAGAGGGAAAGUUUCACGCUUUCCACCCAGUAGCUACCAUACUCAGUUACCUCACAAAGGCACCUCUUGUACCACCUGGUACGCCGGUGGUAAAUGCUCUGUCAAAGCAGCGGGCAAUGCUGGAGAACAUCUUUAGGGCCUGCGUGGGACUUGCUCCGGAGAACAACAUGAUCAUGGAGUACAAGUGAAGGAUGAAGAUGAGGAAGAAGUAAGGGGACCUAAGACAUUAGGACAUAUGAAGACAUAUAUGCUACUCCAUUGUUUCGUUAUAUAUAUCAUUUUGUAGAUUUAUUUUAUGAAUGUGUGUGAGAGAUAUAAUAUGGGGGAGGUUAUGGUUAAUUUGUGUGAUAUGGAUCUGAUCGGUUUAUUUGGUGAGAAGAUUAGCUACCCUUUUGGAUCAACUGUGUAAUAGAAUCAAAAGUAACUA
Capsella rubella is the source of this 1934-nucleotide messenger RNA. Its product is annotated as inositol-3-phosphate synthase isozyme 2. Gene Ontology annotation, molecular function: inositol-3-phosphate synthase activity. The transcript is spliced from 7 exons. The record is from RefSeq and is a predicted model, not a curated record. Gene Ontology annotation, biological process: inositol biosynthetic process; phospholipid biosynthetic process. The coding region runs from base 163 to 1695 and encodes 510 amino acids. Gene Ontology annotation, cellular component: cytoplasm. NCBI's taxonomy places the organism in Eukaryota, Viridiplantae, Streptophyta, Magnoliopsida, Brassicales, Brassicaceae.